Agrilus planipennis (emerald ash borer) is the source of this 8020-nucleotide messenger RNA. RefSeq lists its product as uncharacterized. Gene Ontology annotation, cellular component: SWI/SNF complex. Gene Ontology annotation, biological process: positive regulation of DNA-templated transcription. Lineage: Eukaryota; Metazoa; Arthropoda; Insecta; Coleoptera; Buprestidae. The transcript is spliced from 10 exons. The coding region runs from base 1093 to 6372 and encodes 1759 amino acids. The record is from RefSeq and is a predicted model, not a curated record.
AUGUGGGUAGGACUCCUUAGUCACGUACCGGCUUGAAACGGCUGUUUUUGAUGCGUUUUUCAAAAACAGAGUUAUUUUUCACUCUCAGGACGAUUUAGAGUUGUGUAGAAUGCACUUUUAUUUUGCUUCUUCCUGAUAACCUUACUUUUGUAUCGAUUGUUUUGAAUUGCAUGAAGAAUAUAAUUGUGUAUCAGGUCGUUGAUCGUGUUUUUAUAAACUUUUUAAAUUAAGACGACAAUUUUUUGUUAUUACAGCUGUUUUACCACCUUUUUCGGUUUUAAGAGCUUUUGCAUCCCCACCAUUUUCAAUUGUACUUUCGAUUUCCCCACCCACUCCCUCACGAUAAUAAUAUGCCUUUCAAUUUUUUAUUGUUUUAAUGAAAAGCCCACCACUCGGCAAUUGGUCAGUAGGUUUGGCAACGGAUUAUUUUGUAAUUAUGAUAAUUCGACAUUUAAUUGCCGAUUUAGCAUCAAUAAGAUUUUUUUGUGAAAACUUGCUGGGACGCCAUCUUUUCGCCUGGCGGAGAAAAAAAGAAAAAAAGAGAGACGUCGAAAAAGAUGGCGGUUUCAUGAUACAGCUUUUUGUUUGCAAAUUUGCGAAUUUGUUUGUAAACAAAUGCCUACACAUUACGCUUAGUUACGAAAUAAACUUAAACUAUUUUAAACAUCUAACCUCAAACUUAUUAAGCAAGUGUGCUACCUGAAGUCUGGAAACAGCUUAAAUAGUAAUCAUAAGCAAUAAAAUAAUUGAACGUUACGAAGAAACGCCUUAAAGGAAAAUGAAAUUCGCCUUAGCUUACGAAUAAUGUCCUCGUAUUGGGUGGUUCUUUUUCAAGUUCCAUACAAUAAUAUGGCAUUAUUUGAGUUUGGAUGAAAACGAAUACUUCGUUUGUGAUCUAGUGUAAAAUAACAAUAAUAGUGUAGUGCCAGUUGUAACAUAGUUAAUAGCGCUCCAACAUGAGGAUACAUGUUAAACAAAAGUGCAUUCCAGUUGAAUAAAUUUGUUAAUUAUAUUACCUCUGUGUGCUUAACCAAUAGAAAAAAUGCCCCAAUUUGUGAAAGUUAAGCUGUUGUGAUAAAACUUAUUUGAAAAAUGUCUUCAAACCCCCCAAAGCAGCUGCCAAAAAUGUGUAAAUCGCCAAAAAGCAGUUUUCAAUCUCAAAAUAGGCUCGAAAAAAUUUCGAUCGUCAACGAAUACGAAUCUCUCAAUACCAACUGCACAGUUAUCGGCUCAAACAACUUACAUCUAAUUAAAAAACAACCACAGCCUGUUUAUACAUCAAAUCAUAGUCCUGGUUAUCCACAGUCACCUUACUCUUCACCAGUUAGCUUAAAAUCGCCAUCUCCUCAGUUAAAAUCACCACCACCACCACAACCAAAUUUUCCUGUGAUGCAAAUAAUUCACAACAAUCAUCAGUUGCUGGCCAGGCCUAUUCAGACAAGCCAAUCACAAAAUGUGAUCAAGUUGAAACCCCAUCUCAAUAUACUACCUAAACCAUCUGCUAGUCCGCAACCGUCUCCAAAACCAAGCGUAAGUCCCCAGAUUGUAAUUCCAGCUACACAGCAGGCCACUACAAUAAUGCCCACAGCCCAGCCUUUAUUACUGAAUCAAAUGCCAAUGUUAGCACCCGGCGUUCAGUUAAUUUUACGUCCGCAACCCACUAAGUUGCCUGCUCAAAUGCAAACUGCAGCUCCUCAAGGCUUCGUGCUACAACCCAGCGGCCAACCGUUAUUGCAGUUGCAAACGCCCACACGGGGUGGCCAACCAAUGGUCAGGGUGCUAACUAACGGAGUGCAACUUGCGUCACCUGCUCAAGUUGUUACCCAAGUACCACACAGUGUUGCACAGGUGACACAACAAAAUCAGCAUAUAAUUCAGAAUGUACAAACCAUGUCUGCACCUCAGCACCAACACCACCAACACCAACAGUCACCACAACAAAUUCAGCAGACUAACAGCAUUGUGGUGUCGUCUCCAAAGAAAAAACCGAAAAAGAAGAAGCAAAAGCUGGACUUGGCAAAUAUAAUGAAACUGUCAGGUAUCGGCGAUGAAGACGAUAUUCAAUUCGAGAGCGAUACUUCGCAAAGUGAGAGUGAACAUAACGCCGUUGUCUCUAAACCAGAGACGCCUCAACCCUUAAUACAAGAACAGCAACAAGUCCAAGUUCAGUCGCAACCCAAUGUAAUACAACAAACUACAACAGACAUGAAUAAACGAAUUGGUAACAUACAGAUCUCAACAAUGACGCAGCAACCAACGCUGAACACGGCUACUGCAACACCCCUGGUUCAAGUAUUCAAUCAAAGUUUCCAGAGUGGUGUGAACACUACAAGUUUUCAGUCAUCGCAGGCAGCUGCCGCGGCCACAGCACAAACCAGUAUACCUUUAAAUUCUUUUAUAGCACCUAACAUAACAAUCAAUAAUGGCCUGGUGGUGCAACGAAAUGGCGGCUUCAAACUGGCCUUUGGCGAAGAUGGGCGCCUCGUCUUACAACACGACCCCACACUUAACCAAGACUUGCAGUCACAAUUAUUAUUGCAAAGCAUUUUUGGUUUGAAUGGACUUGUGUUGCAACCUUCGAUAGAUCAGCAAGUACAUUCACAAACAGUUCAAACGAUCCAACAACAGUCUGUGCAAACCAUCCAGCAGCAAACGGUUCAGUCUCAGACGAUACAGACCGUCCAACAACAAACCGUACAACCACAAACGGUACAACAUUCGCUACAAACGAUACAGCAGACUAUCCAGCCGCAGAUACAGGCUGUUCAGCCACAAACCGUCCAACAAACUGUUCAGCAAACAAUCCAACAUCAAACGGUCCAGUCGCAACCAAUUACGGCUGCAUUACAGCAUGCGGCGCAAUCGCAACCCAUGCAAAUCGUCCAGCCGCAACCACUUCAGACCAUUCAGUCACAUAAUAUCCAGCAACAUACGCAACUACAGCAACAACAGGCGGCGCAACAACAACUGCAAUCACAAGUUCAGAGCAUCCAGUCGCAGAUUCAGUCACUCCUAGCUGCGUCUCAGUCAAUUCCGCUUCAAGCUACAAUUCAAUCACAACCGAUUUAUACACAACCGCAGAUCUCGCACUCGUCGCAAACGAUCCAGUCACAUCCAAUAAUCCAACAAAGCCCGUCCACCAUCCAAUCGCAGAUUCAGUCCCAACUUCAGGCACAACAGUUACAGUCACAAGUGCAAGCGCAGGUUCAAGCCCAAGUGCAAGCGCAGGUUCAAGCCCAAGUGCAAGCGCAGGUACAAGCUCAAGUCCAGAAACAACAGCUACAGGCUGCACAGCAACAAUUUCAAGCUCAGCAACAACAGAUAUCUCACUCGCCCCAGACGCAACAGGUCGUCCAUUCUCAGUCACAGCAGGUUCAAACUUCACAGCCGUCUCAAUCAGUUCACUCACACUCGAAUUUACAACAAACGCAACCUAUUCUAAAAGUCCAACCGUUUCAAAAAUCACAGCAACCUCCAGUACAAACAGUCCAUCCGCAACCAGUACAAACCAUUCAUCACCCACCUAUAAGUCAACAAAAUGGCACUGAAAACCCUACACAACCAUCACCAACACCACCUCCCACCUCUUACGUAGUCAACCUUACUCCUGAACAAUUGGAACAACUUAAAAGGAAUGGUCAUCUCACCGUCAAUGGUCAGACCAUUUUCAUGCAGCGGCCAAAUUCCUCAAAUAACAAGUACAUCGACGCGGGAAACCAAACGGGAGAUAACAAUAAUAAAAUGGUUAAAUUAUCACCAAAGAUUAAACCUGUUAAAAAGGUGACUAAAAUACAGUCAAAUAAUCCAAACGUUAAAAGUAUCCUGCAGGAUAACAAACAAGCCACAAACAUCGUGGACAAGCAUGUAAAUACUGUUUUCAAAGAGACAAAGUCAAGUUUGGUGAGUGCUUUGCAGUCACCACCAAAGAUUUUGCCUCAGGUUCAACCCCAGCCUGUAGUAGUUCAACCUCAACCAGCUGUAGUUCAACAGAAGUCUGUAUCACAGCCAUCAGCAAUUGUGCAGCCUUCAGUGCAGCUAACUAACAACGGUAGCAAUAGUAAUAUAAUUCAAAACAACAACAGUACUAACCAUCAGCAGCAGAAGACAACGGCGAAGAUACAAAUAUCACAAGGUUCUCAGACGCCACAAGUAGUAAACAAAAAUAAUCACGCUAUAGUAUCGGAAACGAACGCAACUAAUCAGGACGUAGAGCAUCUUCUGGGACAACUUUUGGACGAGUCUGCUACUGGAGCGCCUGUACCAGUGGUGACUAGUCAAUCGGCACCCAUGGUACAACAGCAGUCACAACCACAAACAACACAAAGAGUGCAUACUAUACAACUCACGCCUCAACAACAACAACAUCUCAAAAGCAUUCAGUUACAGAUACAGACAUUAUCUCAGAGGUUAACCCCCGGUGAUACUGAGAUGCAUAACGCCCUUAAAUUACUUUUCGCUGAACAACAGAAGAUACUUGCGUCCGGGAAACUCCUGCCGCCUGACAAAGUUAUUUACCAAAAUAAUCAACUGACCAUUAUCAAUCCAACCUCUUUAGGGAUCGUUACAACCCUUCCAAAGAGUGAGCCUUCUUUGGGAGGAGGAACUCCUCAAUCGAGUGUAUCUGUUCGAAGUUCGUGUGAUUCUAGUCCUCAUCAGGUGCAACAACAUUCUCCACGGGUGCAGCUGAUGUCAUCAUCAGGGAACAAUAGUGAUCUCAACCCUUCCCCACACACCUUGAUGCCGCCCCCAAGCACGACCCCGCCCGUUAACAAACGCUCGAUUGUCGUCAGUUCCGGUAUGCAGCUAAAGUCGCCCUCUAGCGCUAACAGUGUUAAUGAUACGCCCCCGUCGCAACAACAGAACAAAUAUUUACCCACAUUCGCCAAGGCGCAACUUUUGGAACAGCAGCUAAAUACAGACCAAAAUGGUGCUAUGAAACCAGACAUUCACACGCCGUUCAGAGAUAAGGCAGAUGCUUGUAAACGGCUAAUACGUUACCACUGUUACAAUCAGCCAGUCCUGUCGCAGAAAGAUCUCGCCAAGGCUGACGAGAUAUUUGAAUUAACUGCUAAGCAUUUUAUUGACAAAUUUGCCAAAAUGGUCGACAAGUAUAGGUACUUGCUGCUCAAGGAAAGUGCGCGUGAGGUCCAAACGUCUGAAUUGAUGAUGCUUGAUCGUAUGCUUCUGACGGAAGAACAGCAAUCGAUGAUAAAAUUACGUCAAGAACUGGAAGAAAGACCCCCUACACCCACGUUACCACCAUCUUCGAAUACCCCCAUAAAGCAACAGUGCCAACAGUACAAAACCGCCAACCCCACUGAUCAAUCGCCGGACGAAUAUGACGAGUGGGCGUGUAUUCAACGUGAGCUCGGCUGCAUACCACAAUCCCCUGCGGCUAAGGACGAAGAUAUCGCUAGUUCUCCACCACCUAAUACAGCUACACCUACCCCUCCUACUGUACGACAGCAAUCACAACAAAAUCAACAUCCACCGAAAAGGACGGCGAGUAGCGAUUCUCGCCUAGAAACAUUAAAGAAAUUUCGUGUGGACAAGCAUAGCAAACGAGGACAAGAGUGUACGAAUAUGGUGCAAGCAUCGCGGGAAACCGUAGCUCGAGCACAGGGAAUGAAAGCGCCGUGCCCUAAUGUUCAAGUCGUACCAACGUUACACGACGUCGUUGCCACAUCGAAUCAUUUGCUCCAGUCUGAACAACAUUACAUGCGCGGCGCACUUAAUCCGGGGGUUGGGAUUAAAAUGACAACUGCAAAUGCAUACGCAACGGCGACUGUAACAUCAAAUCACCAAAAUGUGAUGCGAUCAUCGAAAACCACCAACUCUAAAAAUCAUCAGGUGUAUUCGGAUGAUUUCCAGCAACAGCUGCAGCAUCAGCAGCAGCAACAACCACAAAGAUUUGUAGUGACACAACAGCAAAGAACUACAUUGGCUAACGGGAAUUUGGAUAGUGAAAAUGUUACAUUUGGCUCGCGUGCAUUCCACCAUCAUCACCAUACGGCGUAUCCGGUGUUCGGUAGUAGUCAUCAUCAGCAUACUCAGCAAAUCGUCCAACAGCAACAGCAGCAGCAACAACAACAGCAAAAUCAGACGAUGCUAAUGAACCACAGUGUUAGUAGUGUUGUACAUAGUGUAAAUAGUUCGCAUCACCACGUUAUUCAUCACCACCAUCACCAACAGCAGCAACAACAGGUGCUGCAUCAGCAUGGUGUCCAGCAGAAUAAUAGCAGCAGUAGCGAGACGGAUAGCGGUAAUAAUAGUAUCGACGAACAAGUGCAGUCUGCUAUCGACUCGAUACUAAAUCUGCAACAAAAUUCUAAUCUGGACCUGGACGAGGCUGUCUCGUCCAUACUUUCAUGACGUUACUUGUAAUGCCCGUAGGUUUAUUGUCGUUUAUUUUGUCGUUAAUUAUUUGGUCGAUCGGUUGUUCAAUUAUAUCAAUGUUUACUGUACUUUUCGGAAAAAUGGCGAUAUUGCUUGUUUUUUGGGGCGCAGUAAAUAAUAAAAAGUGGCAAACUACAACGAUUAGGAAAGAAUUAUUUAGCGUAAAUAUAAAGUAAGUUACGACGAUGCUUAAUUCUCGCAAAUGUGAAUUUAUGGUACAAAUCAGAAUUUUUGAAAAGCGAUUAAUAAUCGAGACUGUAAACAUGAAAUUGACUGAAAAUUGUAUUUUUAAUUGUUUUAGAAAAGCACUUUAAAUAAUUCUAAAUUUUUAACUUUAGUCCGUAUAAAACUAUAACGGAUUAUUUAUUACAAAAUUACAUUGAUGCAUUUUUUUUUAAAUAUUAAUUAACAAUUACAAAUUACUAUUUUUAGUUAAGUAAUAAUUUAUAAAAGGAAUUGUUUCAACUAAACGAGAAAUAUUUUUGUAAGAUAUAAUUGAUAGGUAGGUUUUUUAAAUUUUAUGGAAUUCGGUUUUUAAGAGUAGCGAGUAGUUGAAUACAUACUGUAAAUUUAACCCCCAUAAAACUACGGGUACAAUUCAAUCUAUAUCCUAAACUGUUUAGUAAUAAUAAUCUCUUUUGUAUUUGUUAAAAAAACACACCUUUUCAUUUUAAUUUAGCAAAUAUUUGGACAUAUCGAUCGACCUGUUAUUUUGCUCAAUCAAAAGAGUACAUCACACCUUCGUUUCCCGCGUAAAACGUUACCUAACGGGAAACACUGGUUCGCUUUCGUUUGUGAUAUUUAUUGUUAUUUAUUAUUGGAUUUAAAAUAAAAAGCGACAGGACCGGAUCGCGAGCAUUGCCAUAACGUUGUUAAUCUCGUAUCGUACCCAGCCGGCACUGGAGAAACAAUACUAUAAUUAUAACAAUUUUUUAAGCUUAAGUUUUUUUGAUUGACCUUUCAUGAGGUUUUUCUUGCAUUUGCUGUUAAGUAUUAUUGUGAUAAAUGAUUGAAAUAUGAUAUCGUAAAAAAAUAUGAAAAAAUCCAGCGCCUGAUUAGCUACUGUCGUUACUAAUUAAAUUAAUAUUAAGGGUCUCGAUAAUUUGUAAUAAUUGUUAAGUACGCUAAAACUUUAACUUAUUUAUGAUUUUUAUCAUUAUGUAAUUUAUUUCUAAAAAAAUGCAUCUUUUUGAAUGUGUAUGAUGUUUUGCAAACGACCCUUUCAUUAAUAUCAAAUUUUAUCAUGAGUUCGUUUACUUACAAUUGAACGUUUUUGCAAAAUGCUCGACAUCUUUGAAAAGUGCAUUGAAAACCUGUGUUUCUUAUAGUGAUAAUAAGCAGCUGUCUGUCUAUGUAAAAAAAGACGUUCACUCUCCACUCUUUUUAAGAAUGUAAAUAUAUAAAGUGUUAGUGAUGGUAAGUGAUAAAAAAAGCACUUAAUGAAGAGCCAGUGUAAACCGUUAUGUAUCCCUUUUUUAGUUGUAAAAAGUUUGUUAUUUAUGUGUACUUAUAUGGUUUUAAUUAAUCGUCACCUACAACUUUUUUUUAAUUAUUAAGACUGACGUUCAGAAAUUUUAGUUCCUACAUGGAAGAGUAUUUCAAAUAAAAACCAUUGUUUUAUCAU